AAGAAGCAAAAAACAUAAAAAAGGCUGCUCCACUUUGCAACGCUCUCUCUUCUCUCGCUUUGCUAAUAUGGAGGAAGACCUCUUCAACUGGUUCAAGUUCCUUGUCAUCUCUUUCACCGUCUUUUUGUUAGUUUUAAAACUUACAAUUCUGCUUUGGUGGACACCCAGAAAAAUUGAAGACCAUUUCUCUAAGCAAGGGAUCAGAGGUCCUCCUUAUCAUUUCUUCAUUGGAAAUGUUAAGGAGUUGGUUGGCAUGAUGCUUAAGGCUUCUUCUCAACCCAUGCCUUUCUCUCACAACAUUCUCCCUCGAGUUCUCUCCUUUUACCAUCACUGGAAGAAAAUCUAUGGUGCAACAUUUCUUGUAUGGUUCGGACCUACCGUUCGCCUCACCGUCUCCGAUCCCGACCUCAUUCGUGAAGUGUUUACUUCAAAGUCUGAAUUCUAUGAGAAAAAUGAGGCACACCCACUUGUUAAACAGCUUGAAGGUGAUGGUCUCCUCAGUCUCAAAGGAGAAAAAUGGGCUCAACAUAGGAAAAUCAUAACACCCACCUUCCAUAUGGAAAAUCUCAAACUGCUGGUUCCAGUGGUGGCAAAAAGCGUAACCGAAAUGUUGGAUAAAUGGCUAGCAAUGUCAAAAUCCGGGCAGGUAGAAAUUGAAGUUUCAGAGUGGUUUCAACUUCUUACCGAAGAUGUAAUUACUCGAACUGCAUUUGGUAGUAGCUAUGAAGAUGGCAAAGCCAUUUUUAGACUACAAGCUCAACAAAUGGAGCUGGCAGCUGAGGCUUUUCGGAAAGUAUUUAUCCCUGGCUACAGAUUUCUACCCACAAAACGGAACAUAAAUUCGUGGAAACUAGACAAGGAAAUCAAGAAAUCGUUAAUGAAACUGAUCGGAAAGAGAAAAGAGAAUAGAAUGCAAGUAGAGAAUGAAAAGGAAAAAAGUUCAAAGGAUUUGCUAGGACUUAUGAUUCAAGCUUCAAACUCAUCUCCAAAUAUAACAGAUUAUGACAUUGUUGAAGAAUGCAAGAGCUUUUUCUUUGCUGGCAAACAGACCACAUCCAAUUUGCUGACGUGGACUACAGUUCUUUUAGCAAUGCACCCACAAUGGCAGGUGCUAGCACGUGAGGAGGUGGUAAGGGUGUGUGGAGCACGUGACAUACCCACUAAAGAUGAUGUUGUCAAGCUUAAGACGCUGAGCAUGAUCUUAAACGAAUCCCUUCGAUUAUACCCACCAAUCAUCGCUACGAUCAGACGGGCGAAAGCUGAUGUGGAGUUGGGUGGAUAUAAGAUACCAUGUGGGACAGAGUUACUAAUACCCAUCAUAGCCGUUCAUCAUGAUCAAGCAAUAUGGGGGAAUGAUGCAAACGAGUUUAAUCCAGCUAGAUUCUCUGAGGGUGUGGCCCGCGCGGCGAAACAUCCAGUGGGGUUCAUCCCAUUUGGACUUGGGGUCCGCACUUGCAUUGGACAAAAUCUAGCCAUCUUGCAAACUAAAUUAGCACUGGCCAUUAUCCUUCAACGCUUCUCGUUUCGAUUGGCUCCAACCUAUCAACAUGCACCAACCGUUCUCAUGCUAUUAUACCCACAAUAUGGUGCACCAAUUAUCUUUCAUCAUUUGUCAUCGGAUCACGAUGACCCCAUUUGUAAUCAACAUGAUCAACGCUCCUGAUUUCAUCUCCAUCUAUCUAUCUAUCUAUCUAUCUAUCCUUCCUUGUUGUGCGAGUGAGUGGCUUGAGUUUUAUAGGAUCCAAAAAAGUUAGAGCAGAAAUAUAAAAUCUUCUUCUAGUAUUUGACUGACCCAAUGCUCUCUCAUGGUUUUUUAACCGAUGGUUUUUACCAUUAAUUAAGUGUAAGGUUUGUACUACUAGUUGUAGGAUUAUGUUACAGUAAAUUAAUGGCAGGCUAACAGCUAGGUAGCGGUAGCUCCCUGUUUGUAUGUAAUAUAUAUUUUUGCACAAU
Molecule: messenger RNA, 1953 nt
Organism: Pistacia vera
Lineage: Eukaryota; Viridiplantae; Streptophyta; Magnoliopsida; Sapindales; Anacardiaceae
Product: cytochrome P450 734A1
Exons: 5
Coding region: 68-1663 (531 amino acids)
Biological process (GO): brassinosteroid homeostasis; brassinosteroid metabolic process
Molecular function (GO): heme binding; iron ion binding; monooxygenase activity
Source: RefSeq, a predicted model, not a curated record